AUGAGCGACUCGGUCAACUACAAGUUCAGGUUCAUAACAAAUCAACCAGAAGGAGCAUUAACUGGUUUGCCUGGUGUCGCUUUGAAUGUUACAGAUCUCAGAGUGAAGGUCAGAAGAUCAGAGACUCUGACGGAGCUAAAGUGUGAAAGCAGCUGUGGUCUAACCAACCUCCCCUUCUAUGUUUGGUACAACAAAGGGCAGGUGAUGGGGGAAAAAACUGCUUCUGUUCAGGUUUCUGUUAAAAAAGGAGACAGAUAUUCCUGCUCUGUUAAAGGAAAUACAAAUUACCACUCUCCUUCAGUGUAUGCUCCAAAGCUUCUCUCUGUGAUGGUGAGAUUUCCAGAUGAGUUAACUGAGGGACGCUCUGUGAUGUUUAAAUGUAACAGUGAAGCUAACCCUGCAGCUAAAUACACCUGGAAAAAGGAAAACAACCAAACUGUCCUCAGUCAGAACCAAACGUUUGUCCUCAGCUCUGUCCUGUCCGUAGACUCUGGGCAGUUUUACUGCACAGCUGAGAAUGACCUGGGAGAGAGAACGUCUAAAAGGGUUUAUAUUGAUGUCAAAUAUGCACCCAGGCCUCCUUCUGUGAAAGUGACACCUUCUAGUGAGAUAAUGGAGGGCAGCUUGUUGACACUGACCUGCAGCAGUGAUGCUAACCCAGAGGCUAAAUACACCUGGUACAAGGAGAGAGAGGAUUCACCUACAGCCUCAGGACCAAACUUCACCAUCAGUAGCAUUAUUUACCAGCAGGGAGGAAACUAUUACUGUCAAGCCCAGAACAUUAUAGGGAGCAGUGGUACUGUGCUGAAUGUGAAAGUUGUGCCAGGUAAUGUCAAAUCAGGCUGCAAUUAUUUGGUGUUCUGUUGUAAACAUAAAAAUAUAGUUUUUAUUGUUUGUCAGGAUUAUUCAUGUGUUAUAUGACAGCAGGUUUAACCUGCGCUAUAGCAGCACAAGAAAUUUGUCCUGCAGUUUAGGGCACCUGCCAAUU
Molecule: messenger RNA, 988 nt
Organism: Cyprinodon variegatus (sheepshead minnow)
Lineage: Eukaryota; Metazoa; Chordata; Actinopteri; Cyprinodontiformes; Cyprinodontidae
Product: B-cell receptor CD22-like
Exons: 4
Coding region: 1-921 (306 amino acids)
Source: RefSeq, a predicted model, not a curated record